Messenger RNA from Rodentolepis nana, 1644 nucleotides. Lineage: Eukaryota; Metazoa; Platyhelminthes; Cestoda; Cyclophyllidea; Hymenolepididae. The record is from the annotation of a GenBank genome assembly.
AUGGCUUGUGACUUUGGAAAAAGUGCUAACUCGGUUUACGACCCAAAUUCCGGCCCAUCCAUAAUUGAACCAGAUGAUGAUCACGUUGCACAGGUUUCUUUUUCAUGGUGGAACGCAGUCUUUCUAAUUUUUUUCGGAGUCAGCUCAUGGGUUGCCAUAAAUGGUUUAUGGAUGGAACUUCCAUUGCUUGUCAACGUUCUGCCUGAGGGCUGGAACCUUCCCGCAUACCUUUCUGUCAUCAUUCAACUUGCCAAUGUUGGUCCACUUUUCUACGUCCUUCUAACACGAAUUUGUCGAAAGUUUGGACGAGCUAAUAGUGGAAGCUGGUGUAUGCGUCUCAUCCAGCCUCCGGAACGCUUAGCCAAUUACAUUAUUCUCAUUAUUGGUCUAAUUGCUUCCCUUCUUCUUACCCAGUUUUGGGAUGCUGUUGCAUACCUUCCUGGUCUUCCAGAAAAUACAGUUUACGUAACUCCAGCUACUCUAGAGGCUUUACACAAUCACAGUUUGGGUCUCUUUAUAUUAACGUUUCUGUUGGGUAUGAUCGAUUGCAUGUCAAGCGUAACGUUUCUGGCGUACUUGGCCAAUAUGCCAGCUGUGUACACUGGUGCUCUUCUCUUCGGUGAAACUGCAUCGGGUCUUCUCCCCAGUCUCUACGCUCUUGGCCAGGGUGUCAACUCUGAACCUAAAUGUCUUCAGAUCCCUAAUGGGAAUGGAACCACGGAUAUUAUUCCAAUUUUUGAUCCACCAAACUUCAGUGUAUCCGUCUUCAUGAGUCUGAUCGCUGCAACCACGGGCCUGAGUCUCCUAGCCUUCUUCCUUCUUGAUUGCAUUCCAAUGGGCCUCGGUCGAUCAGUUACUCUUGCCUAUCAGCGCCAUCACUCUCUCCCUCCGAUCAAUGAGAAUGAAGAAAAUCAGUCAAAGUCAUCAGAAGCAAUGCCAUCAAAUGCCAUUGAACAAGAAGUCCAAGUUCGAACGCUAAGUCCAAAGGGUCUCUUUUGGGUUUGCUUCCUUCUCACAGGAUACUCAAGCUGUUUGACAAAUGGAUUGUUGCCUUCUCUUCAAUCUUAUUCGACUGCCUCCUAUAACACUCUGACCUUCCACUUGGCAGUCACACUGUCGGGAAUCACUGCCCCUCUUGCGGCUUUUGUGGUGACCGCUUUCUACGGGAAUGAUCAUUUGGGUUCUUUGAUACGGUCGGUUCUUUGCUGUCGAAGGAAUAGGGCUGUAAUGAUGGGUAUGGAUCCAAUGGAAGGCAGUAAUGAGGAGACUCGAGCAGCUUUGCGACGAGACGAAACGAAAAUGUCCUCAAUAAUCGGCAGUCGGUUGGCGAUCAUACUCUCAACAAUUUGUCUAAUCGGUACUGUGUUUGCUGCAUACAUCAUCUACUUGGCUGCCGCGUCGCCCUCAUCACCGAAACUUGGAGGUGCCGGUCCCGCAUUUUCGAUUAUUGCUUGGAUCCUAAUGACUGCGGCAUUCAACAUUCAGAAUACAUGGAUCAUUCUGCAUCUGGUGAAAUACGGUACCCAGCGUAAUCUGCGUACCCUGGGGAUCGCGAGUCAAAUGGGAUCUGCAAUUGGCGCUCUAAUCAGUUUUCUUGUCACUGCGGAAUUCAAACUCUUCGUCUCCAAACCUGCCUGCACUUGA